Molecule: messenger RNA, 1900 nt
Organism: Perca fluviatilis (European perch)
Lineage: Eukaryota; Metazoa; Chordata; Actinopteri; Perciformes; Percidae
Product: isocitrate dehydrogenase [NADP], mitochondrial-like
Exons: 11
Coding region: 111-1472 (453 amino acids)
Biological process (GO): isocitrate metabolic process
Cellular component (GO): mitochondrion
Molecular function (GO): isocitrate dehydrogenase (NADP+) activity; NAD binding; magnesium ion binding
Source: RefSeq, a predicted model, not a curated record
CCUACAGUACGUCCUGCGUCACCAGUUUACCGGGCUCUACCUGUCUGUAGCUCAUUCAUAAGAAAAAAGGGUAUAGUGUUGUCAGUGAGGUGAAUAGGUUCCUAGUAAACAUGGCGGGUUACCUAAAAGCUCUGACGGCCAUGUCGAGAAGUACAGCUGCUGUUCUGACGCAAAACCCCGCAGUGCUCUCACCGGCCGCCGUCUGCCAUCAUAGGCUGCAACAGAGGAACUAUGCCACAAAGCGCAUCAAGGUGGACAAGCCAGUGGUGGAGAUGGACGGAGAUGAGAUGACUCGAAUCAUAUGGGAGUUCAUCAAAGAGAGGCUCAUCCUGCCCAAUGUUGAUGUUGAGCUGAAGUACUUUGACCUGGGUCUGCCUUACCGUGACCAGACAGACGACCAGGUCACCAUCGACUCUGCUCUCGCGACUAAUAAAUACAAUGUGGCUGUCAAGUGUGCCACCAUCACCCCCGAUGAGGCCCGAGUUGAGGAGUUUAAGCUAAAGAAGAUGUGGAAGAGUCCUAAUGGAACCAUCAGGAACAUCUUGGGUGGCACCGUUUUCCGUGAGCCAAUCCUUUGUAAAAACAUCCCUCGUCUUGUUCCCGGUUGGACAAAAGCCAUGACAAUCGGCAGACAUGCUUUUGGCGAUCAGUACAAGGCCACAGACUUUGUUAUUGACCAGCCUGGCAAGUUCAAGAUUGUGUUUGCCCCAGCCGAUGGAAGCAAGCAGAAGGAGUGGGAGGUGUAUGACUUUAAGGCAGGGGGCUGUGGGUUGGGAAUGUACAACACUGACGAGUCCAUCAGUGGAUUUGCUCACAGCUGCUUUCAGUAUGCCAUCCGGAAAAGGUGGCCUCUGUACAUGAGCACCAAGAACACCAUCCUCAAGGCCUACGACGGGCGCUUCAAAGACAUUUUCCAGGACAUCUUCGAGAGGAUGUACAAACCAGAGUUUGACAAGCUGAAGAUCUGGUAUGAGCACCGUCUCAUUGACGACAUGGUGGCCCAGGUCCUGAAGUCUUCUGGAGGAUUUGUCUGGGCCUGCAAGAAUUACGAUGGAGAUGUGCAGUCAGACAUUCUGGCUCAGGGUUUUGGUUCUCUAGGUCUCAUGACGUCAGUGCUAGUGUGCCCUGACGGAAAGACUAUCGAGGCCGAGGCUGCCCAUGGCACCGUCACCAGGCACUACCGUGAACACCAGAGGGGAAAACCAACCAGUACCAACCCGAUAGCGAGCAUCUUUGCUUGGACCAAAGGACUGGAGCACAGAGGCAAACUGGACGGAAAUCCUGAUUUGAUGAAGUUUUCCCAGACGUUAGAAAAAGUCUGUGUGGCAACAGUGGAAAAUGGGGUGAUGACCAAGGACCUUGCAGGCUGCAUCCAUGGCUUGGCCAACUGCAAGUUGAAUGAACAUUAUGUCAACACAUCGGACUUCCUGGAUGCUAUCAAGACCAACUUGGACAAAGCUCUGGGCAAAUGAAGAGCAAUCAGAAGAGACACUUGCCAACGUAGAGAGACGAACCCCUCUUUUUUACCCUCAUUUGUAUGAAUCUUUGUAUCCAAUUUUGAAGGAACCAAGUUUGCUAUUUUUGGUGCCAUGUUUUUUAUUUGUACAGCUUACUGACACAUAACUGUGCUCAUGUUCCUCCUCUACCUUUUCUGUUGCGGUCCAGUUUUGUAUUGCACAAUUACGUGAUUGUACUGUAUACAUUAAUAUUAAUGCUUUUAACUUACAAUGGCCAUUUGAAGACAUUUCAGUCUUUCAGAUUUAAUUAGAUCACAUCUUCAGGUAACACUAUGUACAAACAAGGACCAUAACAUGGCAUGUUUUGCACUAUAAGUAUAAAUAUUAAAAAGAAAUAGUGAUAGUCACUUAAUAAAAUGCAGUGUAUGAAGAUGCCUUCUUCU